Molecule: messenger RNA, 1146 nt
Organism: Chrysoperla carnea
Lineage: Eukaryota; Metazoa; Arthropoda; Insecta; Neuroptera; Chrysopidae
Product: paired box protein Pax-1-like
Exons: 3
Coding region: 72-1127 (351 amino acids)
Biological process (GO): regulation of transcription by RNA polymerase II; anatomical structure development
Molecular function (GO): RNA polymerase II cis-regulatory region sequence-specific DNA binding; DNA-binding transcription factor activity, RNA polymerase II-specific
Source: RefSeq, a predicted model, not a curated record
UCGUCAUAAGAAAUUUUAUUGUGAGGAAGUUACAUUUCGAGAAAAAGAAUAACAAUAUUCUUGCAACUGCAAUGGUUGAAUAUCUAAGAAAGGAUUCAACACAAGAUAUUCUAGACGGUCAUGUCCAACAGUAUGGAGAAGUUAAUCAAUUAGGCGGAGUGUUUGUUAAUGGACGACCUUUACCCCUGCCAGUACGGCAACGAAUUGUUGAAUAUGCUCAAAAUGGAACACGACCGUGCGAUAUCUCAAGGAAAUUACGAGUUUCACAUGGUUGCGUAUCCAAGAUUUUGGCACGCUAUCAUGAAACUGGCAGUAUAUUACCGGGUGCGAUAGGUGGAUCCAAACCACGUGUCACCACACCGAAAGUUGUACAGUAUAUUAAAGAUUUGAAACAAAAAGAUCCAGGCAUGUUCGCAUGGGAAAUGCGUGAUAGACUUUUAGCCGAUGGAAUAUGUGAUAAAUUUAAUGUACCGUCCGUGUCUUCAAUUAGUCGAAUAUUACGCAACAAAAAUGGCUCAUUCAUUCACCAUCAUCAUCAUCAGGAUACCGUACCAAAUUCCACAACUGCCGCAGCGGCACAUCAUUUAUAUAACACUUACAACAAUGGAACAUUUAUACAUCCGCACCAUCCGCAAGAUACCGUACCAAAUUCCUCGACGGCAGCGGGCGCGCAUCAUCUAUAUAAUUCAUUAUAUCAACGAUAUUCUCCAUUCCCAACAAGACCUCAUCCACAAAAUUUAGGUAGAAAAUUAAAGGCGUGUGGUAAUACUUCAUCUUUACCGGCAUCAUCACCAAACCAACCUUCCUUAUACCUUGGUAAUCACCCGACAACUUGUUGGCCAAGUAGUCAUUCCAUUCCGGAUAUUUUAGGUGUGGCAUUUCAUGGUGGGGGUGUACCACCUUGUACUCCUACCGCUACAACACAUAAUACAACCGCAUCCACAGUAGUAUCGCCAGGAGGGUCACCGAUUACUGCUGAUUCUGCGACUGCAGCGGUUAAUCAUCAAAAUUCUGCGUAUAAUUAUUAUAUGUAUUUGCAGUCAACAGGAUGUAUGAAUACACCUUCAGUUGCCUGCCCAUCUAGUUUACAUUCAACGCCGUCUUCAAUACCUGCCACAUCGCAAUGAUUUUUAAGAUUUUGUGCCU